UACACCUCAACCCACCAGUCCUUCGCGCUCGACCAACUUCCCACCAGCUUCGCCAAUCAAUCCUUUCCUUCGACAACAAUCCUCACAUACACCAUGGCUCAGACAUUGACCCCCGAAGUUCUCUGGGCCCAGCGCUCUUCUGUGGCUGAUGCCUCCAAGAACUUCGUCUACCUCACCAUUUCCGUUCCCGAUGUCGCCAAGGAGGACCUGCAGCUGGACGUGCAGCCUUCCAAGGUGACCUUUACUGGAAAAUCAGCCACCCUCAAGAACACCUACCAUGUUGAGCUGGAGCUGUUUGCCGAGAUCGACCCCGCCGAGAGCAAGAUCAACCACACUGCCAAGAACGUCGAGAUGAAGCUGCAGAAGAAGGAGCUCAAGGAGGAGUACUGGCCCCGGUUGCUCAAGGAAAACAAGAAGCUGCACUUCCUCAAGACCGACUUCGACAAGUGGGUUGAUGAGGAUGAGCAGAACGAGGCUGCGGAUGACGACAUGUCCAAGUUCGGUGACAUGGGUGGCAUGCCCGGAAUGGGUGGCGACUUCGGCGGUAUCGAUUUCUCAAAGCUGGGAGGCGGCGCGGGCGGCAUGCCCGACAUGAGCGCCAUGGGCCUGGAGGGCAUGCCAGACCUCAGCAGCUCUGGAGUCCCGGACUCUGACUCCGACGACGAGGACGAGGAUAUCCCCGACCUUGAGGGUGAGGAGAAGAAGGAGGGCGAGGCUGCACCAAAGGCGUAAAGAAACUAGUUUCGUUGGAUGACAAGAUACUGCACAUGGAGAUGGAAUCUUGGCGAGUGCCUCAUUGUUUUAACGGGACCCCGACGGCAAGUACUUAGGAGUACGGAUUCUUCAAUUUAAAGAAAAAGAUUUUCAAGUUAUAUUAAAAAAGCGUCUUUAAUUCCGAGUAUUUGCUUAUUGUUCAAUUCUCUGCGUGUAUGUGUGCUUCGGAGGCUAUCGAGUUUCAAACAAGCAGGUAGACCUAGUGUGGUAUGGCUAUUUCAAGCGAAAGACAUUUCACUAGACGCACCCAACUCUCAAUUUCAAUGUCGC
Trichoderma asperellum CBS 433.97 is the source of this 1044-nucleotide messenger RNA. RefSeq lists its product as uncharacterized. NCBI's taxonomy places the organism in Eukaryota, Fungi, Ascomycota, Sordariomycetes, Hypocreales, Hypocreaceae. Gene Ontology annotation, cellular component: nucleus; cytosol. Gene Ontology annotation, molecular function: Hsp90 protein binding; protein-folding chaperone binding. Gene Ontology annotation, biological process: protein folding; chaperone-mediated protein complex assembly. The record is from RefSeq and is a predicted model, not a curated record.